This is a messenger RNA of Alnus glutinosa, 2797 nucleotides long. Its product is annotated as F-box/kelch-repeat protein At3g23880-like. Lineage: Eukaryota; Viridiplantae; Streptophyta; Magnoliopsida; Fagales; Betulaceae. Gene Ontology annotation, molecular function: protein binding. The record is from RefSeq and is a predicted model, not a curated record. The transcript is spliced from 4 exons. Bases 116 to 1480 code for a protein of 454 amino acids.
UGUCAUUCAUCCAAAGGUCCUUCAGCCCUGGUAUCUGAACCUUCGCCGCCACCCUUCCAUCUUCUAUCGUCUUCUUCUUCCUCUCAGUCUCAGGAACAACUUAGAGCUUGGAAGAAUGGCAACGUACGUGCCUGAGGAAGUGGUGAUGAAGAUCCUGUCGAUGCUGCCUCCAAAAUCUCUUAUCCGAUUCAAGUGUGUCUGCAAAAGGUGGAAAGCUCUCAUUGGAAACCCUGAUUUCCUCUCCAAAAACCUCCUCAAUCACUCCAUUUUCACCCAAAACCCCACUCAUCCUCUCCGUCUUAUCCUCUUCUCCGCCAAUGACAUAUCCGAAACCGGAAACCAAAUACACUCUUUCCGCUCUUACGACUCCCUCCGCUGCCCGUCUCAAACCCCUCUGAAUCUUCCGCCAGCACCAUCAUAUACUGAAAUCGUCGCUUCCUGUAAUGGCUUGCUCUGUCUCUGGGACGUAAUGCUAAGCGACAUCUAUCUCUGGAAUCUCGCCACGUCAUCAGACCUUGAGGCUCUCCCGGCCUCGCCUUCUCGCUCUCGCACCGGACUUAGAGUCCCUAACGAUGAUUUUGCGUUCCAUAAUGUGGGGUUCGGUUUCGAUUCGGGAUCCAAUGACUUCAAGGUGGUCACACUUGUAGAUUCGGAUGGCGGCGGAUGGUUGGAAGCAGAAAUAUACAGCCUAAGAUCUGGAUCUUGGAGACAGCUUCAUCUGAGUGUGAACAUUGCGAGGCAUCUCGUUUCGCAGAGUGUAGCAUUAGAUGGGGCUUUUCUAUGGCAUGACAACUACACAUUCGAUGAUUGUGUGGACGACCGUAUAGUUGCUUUUGACUUCAGCGAUGAGAAGUUCCGAAAAAUGAUGUUUCCCGAUGCUCGCCUUUUUUAUGAUUACGAUAUAUGCAUGCGAACUCUCAUGGAGUUGAAGGGAUCUGUUGCUAUGUUGAUUUUGGGUCGUGAGGAGAGGAAGAUAACGAAGGAUUUGGAAAUAUGGGUCAUGCUUGAAUUUGGUGUUAAUGAGUCGUGGACUAGACUUAUUAUCAUUCAACUCCCCUUGCAUUUGGAAAUACCACUGAGGUUUUGGAAGAACGGGGAAUUGUUUAUGGAGAAUAGUGAGGGGCAGAUGGUAUUAUAUGACCUUUUGGCACAAACAGAGACCAAUCUUCAGUUUGAAGGGUAUGGGGGAACGUUAAAAGUUGUAUACUGCAAUUUUGUUCGGUUUGAAGGAAUGGGGAGUGGUGUCAUACCUACCUCAUCAUGUUCAUGUCAGUUGCAUAACACCACCCAGUUCAAUGACCAUGAAGACUGCAGGAGAAAACAACGGGAGAUAGAGCAGAAAUUGGAAGAGACACAAAUCUUACUGCGGGAUAUGCAAGAAGGUAUGUCGAAGAUGCAGGAACAGAUAGAUAUGCUAAUGGCACUUGUAAGAAGGCCUGGAGGGAGCUUUGGAGGUGAUCCAAGCCAUGGCAAACUGUGAGUGGGCUGUAGCUGCAGGUGAGAGUUCUAGAAAGAGAGUCACUAGAAUGACUUCAAACCGUAAAUUAGAGAUCUGGAGCCAAAUGGUAUGGAUUUUGAGUUUGUUAUGAAUGUUGUAAUAUAAAAAACGAAUAGCUAUGGUAUGAUAUUCAACAGUUUCUAUGAGCUCGAGCCUUUGUUGAUUAAUGGAACCAUGACUGUUUACCCAAGGCUUGGUCCGUGGGGCCUCUUUGCCUGGUUGGGCCACCAAAGGUUCUACCAGAACCCCACAGUAAGCCUACGUGGGUGCAGUGGCCUGACAAGAUGCGUGAGGAGGGGAACUCAGUUCUGUACGUUGCCUUUAGAUCUCAGGUGGUGAUUUCGCCUGCACAACUCAAAGAACGACAAAACCUGCUCGAUCGCUUCAUCUACCAGAUGGGCACCCUUGGCUGUUUCCUCGGCUAGAUGUUCUAUAAGCGUUGCAGCUUCUUUGAGUUUUCGCCUGGUGGAAGGUGAUCGGCGACCUCUUCCGCUACCUUAUCCACUUGCUCAGCCACCUUUUCUACAGCCUCUGCUACUGCUUCUACUUUAUCUGCAGCCGUUUCAACUCGGCUACAUGUUCAAUCCAAGCAUCACAUGAUUAAACCCCUUUAUAUUCACAAUGUCACAAUGAAAAAUGAUUGAGUGAACAAAAAAGGGCAUGAAAUUCCUUACUUUUCAGUUUCAGUAACGGUCCCCAUUUACUCCCCAAGAAUGGUAGAAUUACUGUCACUAUCAUUCCAAAUAUCCAAACUUUCCUGCGAGGAUAUAUCCAUAAACUCUGUUAAUUACUUAUAUAAGACAAAAACAACAAUAGCUAGGAGCAAUAUUACAAAAUCAAAUACUCUUACCAUGAACCGGGAGAAGGAUCAGAAGGAAGCAGAGCUCCUGGAAGUACACUGUAAAUCUUUGUUUUGCUGACAAUUAGCUCUGUCGCCAUCAGGCCUGUGUUGACAAACUGCAAACCAUUUCCCAGAAAACAGCUGCCGAUCUUGCCUUUCGAGAUAACCAGAAGAUGAUUAGGCCGAUUACGAGCUGAAGCUUGGUACCUGCGAGAAGAGCAGGGGUUUCUAAGCCACUGUGGAUGGAAUUCUGUUUUGGUGAACGAAUAUGAUCUUCUUCAUUGUCUUCCUCUUCUUUGUAGUCCUGGAAUAAGAGAAAAAAUAUGGAUUUGUUAAUUAUUUAUUUACAGGAAGUGAUGAAAUAACGUGCAUUGAAUGGGAGAUUAAUAAUGAGACUUUUCUUUUAGACUUGUAAUUGGAGAUGAAUGAAAACUUAUGACCAUGCAGCAUUUAUGUCU